Messenger RNA from Limulus polyphemus (Atlantic horseshoe crab), 2605 nucleotides. RefSeq names its product soma ferritin-like. Gene Ontology annotation, molecular function: ferric iron binding; ferrous iron binding. The record is from RefSeq and is a predicted model, not a curated record. Gene Ontology annotation, biological process: iron ion transport; intracellular iron ion homeostasis. The transcript is spliced from 4 exons. Gene Ontology annotation, cellular component: cytoplasm. Lineage: Eukaryota; Metazoa; Arthropoda; Merostomata; Xiphosura; Limulidae. The coding region runs from base 106 to 633 and encodes 175 amino acids.
GAAUACGCUUUUAAAGAGCACUUGGAAUUACGUAAGGCUAUAGGUAGCGCUGUUGAAAACCCUUUAUAAUAAACUUUCGAAAUUUUAAAACAUUUUGAGAUUAAUAUGGCGAACACUCAACCUCGUCAGAAUUACCACGCUGAAUGUGAAGCGGGUGUUAACAAACAAAUUAACAUGGAACUUUAUGCUAGCUACGUUUAUCAAUCAAUGGCCUUUUACUUUGAUCGUGAUGAUGUAGCCUUACGUGGCUUUCACAAGUUUUUUAAAAAAGCAAGUGAUGAAGAAAGGGAACAUGCUGAAAAGCUGAUGAAAUACCAGAAUAUGAGAGGUGGAAGAAUUGUUCUUCAAACAAUUCAGAAACCUAGUAUGGAAGACUGGGGAACUGGCUUGGAUGCUAUGGAGGCAGCUCUGGAACUGGAGAAGUCAACAAACCAAGCUUUGCUUGAACUCCACCGCAUUUGUGACAACCACAAAGAUGUUCAGAUGUGUGAUUUUCUUGAAGGCGAUUUCUUAAAAGAGCAAGUGGAAUCUAUUAAGGAAUUAUCUGAUUACAUUACUAAUCUCAAGCGAGUUGGAUCUGGUUUGGGAGAAUACAUGUUUGAUAAGGAAACUCUAAAGGGUGAAGAUGAAUAAAUUUAAGGGAAAGUACAAAUCGGACAAGGAGGCUGAAGGAUGAUAAUGACUAAAUGGGAGACAAAAUACUUUUGACAGGACAAACCCAUUAAUAUAUAUCAUUCAUAAGGAAUAGAAACACUCAAAUAUCAUUCUUACCAAAGCAAAUAAUUGAAACUUCAGAGUAAAAUAGAAGUUACUAUUAUAACAUUACCAUCUAAAGCUUACCGUAUUAGCAAUAACAUUACUCCAGAACCCCAUUUAAAAUUUUGUUUGUUUUGUAGUUUAUAAUAUUAGAAAUAUUAACUGAUUAGAAGUGAUGUUUUUGUAGCUAAUUAUGAUAUACUUUAUAGUCAAGAAAGAGAAAAACUGGUUUGUGUUUUUGAGGUAAUAUUGUGCAGAAAAAUGUAAUUUCUUUGUUUUUCUAUCAAUUUUUAAUAACGUGUUUUACUCAGAGCAUACUCUAAAUCAUAAAUAACACAAGAUAAACAGUCUGCAUCUUAAUAUUUUCACCUAGAUGAAAGAUGAUAUUAAUUUAGGAAAGAAAAAAAAAUGACAUCAGAUUUAGAACUGAUAAACUAGAAACAUUAUAUUUCUAUUGUUCAUUGUCCAUUCCAGUUGAUUAAAAAAGUGUUUAAAAAAAAAAGGCAUGACAGAAAUUUUUCUGUUAUAGUAAAACUUAAGUUACAACAUAUGAAAAUUGUACUUUAUAUUUUUGGACGAUAAUAUGUAAUUAUGUUUGAAGUUUAGUUAACAUUACAGCUAACUAAAUGUGGUUUAUGUUUUGUGUACUAUUAAUUCAUUUGACUCUUGUCUCAAAUAAGAUAAUUCUCAGGUUUUUAACAGAUCUUAUAGAUGUAUGUACUGUACUUAGCUGUUUGUCAUGAUAUAUACUAUUUUGAAGUGGUAGACAAGUCAUUAAGUUUUCCAGACAAUCGCUCUUAAUUCGAAAAAUCUAAACACUGUAUUUUUAUGGAGGCCACCUUGAUGUAGAAGGGAAAAUUUUCAGAAAUUUAAAAUGCAAUGUAAUAUGUGCUAAAAAUAUUUUAAAUUUUUUGGGGGCAUCAAAUCUUACCAAGUAAAAAUUAAAUAUGACCAAUUUGUUAUAAAGAGGUGCAUUCCAUAGAGUAUUCACCCCAGAAUAAAUAUUUAUAGCAAUUUCAAAUUUUUGAUUUUUAGGGUAAAACUUUUUUCCUGUGUAUAAAUCUUAAAAACAGUUUGGUUAGUACAUUUGCUAAAUAUGAACUUGCUCUAAACUGUUUUUAUUGACCUCUUGCUUAAUAAUAAUUAUGUACUGUUCAUAGAACUAAUCUUUGGUAAAACCCAAUUUCCUUUUGAGGACAGAAGUAACUAAAAUAUUUCAGCCUAAAGAUACAUUCUGCUGUUAUUUUCAUAACUUGCUACUGAUACUUCAGUAAGACUUUUUUUUUUUUUUACCAAAUUAGUCUAGUUUUCAUUUAUCAAUGAUAUCUUUUUAUAUAUGUGUUGAUCUAAUAAACUUUCAAAGGCAUGAAGAUAAGGACUGCCAGUAACUUGUGUUAAAGUACAAAACAAAUAUACAUCUUUUUGUCACGUGAAUGUUUAUUCAAUGUUUCAGUGAUGUUACAGCGAAUUUCUCGUUCUUUUUUUUUUGGGCUAUAUAUUUCAUACUAGUUGUGUGAAAUAUUGGUUAUUUGCUGACAAGAUACUGUCUUACCAAUUUCAUGUAAUAUUUUCUAAUGAAUGGGAUGUAGUAGGCAGUUGUAUACACAAUAUACAUAAAACUCAUCCUAAGAUUCAGUAUUAUACGUGGGAUUCAUACAUGUAUACAUUAUGUUGUCUGAAAGUCAUAAAAUAUUUUACUAACAGCAUAUGCAUUUUUCUUGUAUGUUGUGCUGAAGUGAAACUAUCUGAACAGAAUUAUCUGUAGAAAGAAGUAGCUGGUUUAAAACUACUUUUAAGCUUUCUAGUAAUUGAGUUUUACAGAAAAAUUAAACUUUAUCGUGUGAUUAAA